AUGUUUUUCUCCCGCACACUCUUCCAAGGCAUUACUAAGGUUACAACAGGAAUUACUGGUAUUCCCGUUCAUAAAAACCCUCGUCCUCAUUUGAUCCAAACCUAUAAUGCCACAUUAGAAGCAUUGACCCGUAUUCCCGCAACAGCAGUUUAUCGACAAGCUACAGAAGCUUUAACAAAACAGCGUUUAGCUAUUGUUGAAUCAACCGAACAAGUUGAAGAAAUCGAAACUAAGAUUGAUGUUGGUCAAAUUGAAGAAAUCAUUAUGCAAGCCGAGGAUGAAUUAAAGUUAGUUGGUAAGAUGGAAGAAUGGAAAGCUUGGGAACCACUUGAAACUCCUAUUCCUAAGGGUCAAUGGGUUUAUCCUACUAAGGAAUAA
This is a messenger RNA of Cokeromyces recurvatus, 378 nucleotides long. Its product is annotated as ETC complex I subunit conserved region-domain-containing protein. Bases 1 to 378 code for a protein of 125 amino acids. The record is from RefSeq and is a predicted model, not a curated record. The transcript is spliced from 2 exons. NCBI's taxonomy places the organism in Eukaryota, Fungi, Mucoromycota, Mucoromycetes, Mucorales, Mucoraceae. Gene Ontology annotation, biological process: respiratory electron transport chain.